AUGGCAUUUUCAACGGCUCUCUUCAUCAUGUUCAUUUUGAUGUGCGGAAGUGGAAGUUAUGGGGAUAGUAGCACAAGUAUCACAAGUAAAGAAAAUAAAACGACUGCUGGGAAAGUAGAAAAGGUUACAACGGCAAAAGCAGAAAUAGCAGGAUCAACGAUAGGAACAACAGCAAAAGUGGAAGCAACGGCAAAAAUGGAAACAGAGGCAAAAGUAGAAGCAAAAAAAACGGAAGAAGAGUUACCAGUAGAACAAAUAAUGAUCACUGCAAUUCGCGAUGAGGAUGCUGAUGCUGAAGACACUAUGACUGAAGCGAGUGUAGAAAGCAUUGGCAGUAUGCCUCAAAUGAGUUAG
This is a messenger RNA of Cercopithifilaria johnstoni, 354 nucleotides long. Lineage: Eukaryota; Metazoa; Nematoda; Chromadorea; Rhabditida; Onchocercidae. The record is from the annotation of a GenBank genome assembly.